Molecule: messenger RNA, 3502 nt
Organism: Vigna angularis (adzuki bean)
Lineage: Eukaryota; Viridiplantae; Streptophyta; Magnoliopsida; Fabales; Fabaceae
Product: alanine--tRNA ligase, chloroplastic/mitochondrial
Exons: 11
Coding region: 91-3171 (1026 amino acids)
Biological process (GO): tRNA modification; alanyl-tRNA aminoacylation
Cellular component (GO): cytosol; chloroplast; cytoplasm
Molecular function (GO): nucleic acid binding; aminoacyl-tRNA deacylase activity; ATP binding
Source: RefSeq, a predicted model, not a curated record
AUAAUAUUAUGUGGUGUGGUGGUGGGGAGCGUAGUGAAUGGAAGAAGAAUUAUCUAUCCGUUGAGAGUUCGCGUUGGCAUCGACGUUUCCAUGGAAGGGUUGGCGCUUCUUCCAUUUGCACAGUCACAAUUCCUCUUACCGCUUCCAAAGGUUGCCGCCAUUCCCAGUCCACACAAUAGUAACACUAAUGAUAAUAAUACCAAUGGAUUUCUGUCUCUCAGACCGCACCGUCGACGCGGGUUUCGUUUUCGCGCUUCAUUGUUUUCCAAGGCACAUGGUGUUCAUCUUCCCCAACACCACCAACAACAGCAGCAACAAGUCACGGUGAAUCCCAAUUCUGUGAGUGGGGAUUCCAUACGUCAGAGAUUUCUUCAUUUUUAUGCUUCCCGCGGUCACAAGCUUCUUCCCAGCGCUUCUCUUGUCCCCGAUGAUCCCACUGUUCUGCUCACCAUCGCCGGGAUGCUCCAAUUCAAGCCCAUCUUCCUCGGCAAGGUUCCAAGACAAGUACCUUGUGCUGCUACUGCACAGAGAUGCAUCCGUACUAAUGAUAUUAACAAUGUUGGCCUGACUGCCAGACAUCAUACCUUCUUUGAAAUGCUUGGAAACUUCAGCUUUGGUGAUUACUUCAAAAAACAAGCUAUUCUAUGGGCGUGGGAGCUUUCCACCUCAGAGUUUGGUUUGCCCCCGGACCGAUUGUGGGUUAGUGUUUAUAAAGAUGAUGAUGAGGCUUUUCAGCUAUGGUCUAAUGAGGUUAGCUACAAAUUGUUUUCCUCGACCGUCAUCUUAUUUACUUACGUAACUAACUUCUGUUUUGACUGGCGAACAUUUGACAAAGCGCAUUGGAUUAUUGUUCCUAUUGCUUACUUGAUUUCCGUGCAGGUUGGUGUCCCAGUUGAACGCAUAAAAAGGUUGGGAGAAGAAGAUAACUUCUGGACUAGUGGGGUGACAGGUCCCUGUGGUCCUUGCUCAGAAAUUUAUUAUGAUUUUCAUCCUGAGAGGGGAUAUGUAGAUGCUGAUCUCAAUGAUGAUACAAGGUUUAUAGAGUUCUACAACUUAGUAUUCAUGCAAUACAACAAAAAGGAUGAUGGUUCUCUUGAACCUCUAAAACAGAAGAACAUAGACACUGGUCUUGGACUGGAGCGUUUGGCUCGUAUUCUUCAACAGGUUCCAAACAAUUAUGAAACUGACUUGAUUUUCCCCAUCAUAGAGAAGGCCUCUAAGUUAGCAAAUGUUUCGUAUGGUUUUGCUGAUGAUCAGACAAAGAGGAAUCUGAAAAUUAUAGGAGAUCACAUGCGUGCAAUUGUAUUUCUCAUCUCUGAUGGAGUUGUCCCAUCAAAUGUUGGGAGAGGUUAUGUAGUUCGGCGGCUUAUUAGAAGGGUUGUUCGUACAGGCAGGUUGCUUGGUAUAAAGGGUGAUGGUAGGGGAGACCUUGAAGGAGCGUUUUCACCGAUUAUUGCUGAGAAGGUAGUGGAAUUAAGUACACAGAUUGAUGCUGAUGUAAAGAACAAAGCACCUCGUAUCUUUGAGGAGCUGAAGAGAGAAGAGCUUCGGUUUGUGCAUACACUGGAGAGAGGAGAAAAGUUGCUUGAGGAGAAACUUUCUGAUGCUUUAUCAAAUGCAGAAAGAAAUGGAACUGUUCCUUGCUUGGCUGGCGAAGAUGUGUUUCUGUUGUAUGAUACUUAUGGAUAUCCAAUGGAAAUAACCAAAGAAGUGGCUGAAGAACGUGGUGUGAGUAUUGAUAUGGAUGGUUUUGAUAUUGAGAUGGAGAAGCAAAGGCGUCAAUCUCAAGCUGCUCAUAAUACUGUCAGACUUGCCAUUGAAAAUGGGGGAAAUGUUGCAGAGAAUGUACGUGACACCGAAUUUAUUGGAUAUGACAGACUUCAUUGUAAAGCAAUGAUAGAAAGCUUAAUGGUGAAUGGAAAUCCAGCUGUACAGGUCAGUGAAGGGAGUAAUGUGGAAGUUUUACUGAACAAGACUCCAUUUUAUGCUGAAUCAGGGGGUCAAAUUGGCGAUCAUGGUUUUCUAUAUAUUUCAGAGGGUGAUAAUCAACCAAAAGCUGUUGUGGAGAUAAUAGAUGUUCAGAAAUCUUUAGGCAACAUAUUUGUGCACAAGGGUACAGUCCAAAAGGGUGUUGUAGAGGUUGGCAAAGAAGUGGAAGCAGCAGUUGAUCCGAAGCUGAGGCAGCGAGCUAAGGUUCAUCAUACUGCUACUCAUUUACUACAAGCUGCACUUAAAAAGGUUAUUGGUCAGGAGACCUCACAAGCUGGUUCGUUGGUGGCAUUUGAUCGUCUCAGAUUUGAUUUCAACUUCCACCGACCACUUCGUGAUAGUGAGCUUGCUGAAAUCGAACUGCUGAUCAAUGGAUGGAUUGAGGAUGCAACGCUACUUCAAAACAAAGUGAUGCCCCUUGCUGAUGCAAAAAGUGCUGGGGCUAUUGCAAUGUUUGGAGAAAAAUAUGGAGAAGAGGUACGUGUGGUAGAGGUUCCUGGUGUAUCAAUGGAACUAUGUGGUGGGACUCAUGUAAAUAAUACUUCUGAAAUUCGUGGCUUUAAAAUAAUAUCAGAACAGGGUAUUGCAUCUGGAAUCAGGCGAAUUGAAGCUGUAGCUGGCGAAGCCUUCAUUGAAUAUAUCAAUGCCCGUGACUUUUAUCUAAAGCAGCUAUGUUCCACUCUCAAAGUUAAACCAGAAGAAGUGACAACAAGGAUCGAAAACCUUUUGGAGGAGUUACGGGUAGUUAGAAAUGAAAAUUCUGCUGUGCGUGCAAAGGCAGCAAUCUACAAAGCUUCAGGUAUUGCGAGCAAAGCAUUGUUGGUGGGGAAUUCAAAACAGUACAGGGUGCUAGUUGAGUCCUUCGAUGAUGUUGAUGCUGAAUCACUUAAAAGUGCCGCAGAAUAUUUACUGGAAACACUAACAGAUCCAGCAGCCGUGAUACUGGGCUCAUGCCCAGGUGAGGGGAAGGUUAGCCUAGUUGCUGCUUUUUCUCCAGGGGUGGUUGAUCAGGGGAUUCAGGCAGGUAAAUUUAUUGGACAAAUUGCAAAAUUAUGUGGCGGUGGAGGAGGUGGAAGGCCCAAUUUUGCUCAGGCAGGUGGGAGGAAGCCUGAAAAUUUGUCAAGUGCCCUCGAUAAGGCUCGGUCAGAACUCAUGGCUACUCUAAGUGAAAAAGGGAGUUGAAUUAUUAUACGCUUACCAAAUCUUGUUAUGCUAAAGCAACAGAAUAUAUCGAUUCUCGUUGUCUCGAGAAUACAUCACAAAUCACAAGAUUAAAGGGUUGGAAGCGUAAGUAAAAGUAUUCUGGCAAUUCCAGUGGCAUGUAAUGGAAGUUUCAAAAUAGUAUAGAGCUAGUAAAAUGUUGGUUAUUAGUGUGACUUUAUUCUUCUGACAAACUGGUAUGGUACGCAUUCACACAAUCCAACUUGUAAAUUUUGGCAUGCGCAUCUAAGAUUGGGUGCAGGAUGUAAAUGCAAACACUAUAUACAUGAAAGAUAGUUUUGAUAGUGAACGA